This is a messenger RNA of Bipolaris victoriae FI3, 855 nucleotides long. RefSeq lists its product as hypothetical. The transcript is spliced from 7 exons. Lineage: Eukaryota; Fungi; Ascomycota; Dothideomycetes; Pleosporales; Pleosporaceae. The record is from RefSeq and is a predicted model, not a curated record. The coding region runs from base 1 to 855 and encodes 284 amino acids.
AUGUUGCGUAAGAGUGUUUCUAGAGAAGGAAACCAACCCCUGGAUCUAACCCGUCUUCCUACAAGUAAACCAAUUGAAGGCAUGUUUGCCAAAUAUCUGGGAAUCGUGUCUUUACUACUUGCCUCGCUGUCCUGUGAAGCUUUGCUAGAUCUGAAAGCAGGCAGUGCUGUCAAAGUAGCCUUGCUAGAUGCGGUGGCACAAAUACUCUAUCUUGCCGAAAAACCUGGAUCAGGGGAUCUACCCGCGUUAAUUCAUGGCAGUGUUUCAACGACAGCCUCCUUGGGUCUUCAUUCAGAAUCUGGGAUACGCAGUUUCGGCAUCACCAACGAGCAGGUCAUACAAGUUGAACGAGCUAUGUGGAUGCUCUACUACAUUGACAAAUCUGCGCUUCAAGCUACGGGCCCGCCUAUGGACAUACGGGUACGGUCUCAGUACUCCAAAAUCUGUUUGAAUAUCCUCGAAUUAUCUGGAUCUGCAAAAGACCUGACACCUCAAGAUCUCCUCGACAGAAUCAUGGCGCUCUCAACAGCUCUUGAAGAAUGGCAGAAGUCUGAUGAAACCAGCCAAAUGACACUCUCUCUAGGACGCGAAGCUACUAAAUAUGUCAAGUUCCAGCCCUUCAAAUUGCUCCAGCGAUCCAUCCAGGAGAUAAUCACAUAUUCCAACACAACAUCGCCUACAUCUCUUCUACAGGAUUGGAACCACGUAUAUACUGACUGCCUUUCUUUAUGUUCCCUUUCACUGGACAUCCUCUCAGAAUCAGACCGGGGCUACGAAAACCAGAACCAAGCUUUACUAAAUAUCAGCAGUGGAUUCUUUGCUAGGAGAAGCAUGACAAUACCCCAUGGCUCUUGA